Messenger RNA from Vitrella brassicaformis, 1977 nucleotides. The record is from the annotation of a GenBank genome assembly. Lineage: Eukaryota; Vitrellaceae.
CUGUUAGGUGCUGCUGACGCCUCGUGUGCCGUGUUUUGGAGAGUUUUGGAGCAGAGCGUCGAACGUUUGUUGCCAUCGCAUCCCUGUGUGCUGCCCGUGGCCUCGUUAGUAUUCCGGUAUGGUGAAGAUGGACGGCGGGCAGCCCCAGUACCUCUUCCAGGUGCCCACCUGCACCCACCGACACAUCGCAGCACACCACACCACAUGACACUCUGUCUGGUUGGUUGUGCAUGUGUGUGGGUGUGUUUGUCUGUGUGUCAUGUCAGGACAACGAGGGGUGGGAUCUGGUUGAUGCCCUGCCGUACAUCGACCCGCUCCCCGCCGACCUGCAGCAGGAGGUCAGGCGGCUCGUCGAGGAGGAGAUGUCCCGCAUGCCGCCUCGCGACUACCUCGCGUCGCUCCCCAAGCCCGCCACACCCGUGCUCGACAGCGACCCGGUCAUCAAGGGCGAGAUGGAGCGUAUCAAGAUGCAGCGGCCGAUGGCCAAGCUGGACCAGGCGCGGUUGAACGUGGAGGUGCCGUCGGGCGCCAAGGCGGCUGACGUGGGUGAGUGGAAGAAGUCGCUGGAGAACGCCGAGGCGCAGCUGGAGCACUCGAAUGUGCGGAUGGUGAACCUGGAGCUGAUGCACAAGAACGCACAGAAGGUGUGGCUCAACCACCUGCAGCAGCUCGAACACCACCACACCGGGUGAGUGGGUCACUGAGUGAGGGGAAACGUCUGGCAAAGAUGGCAUGGCUGAUCAGAUCAGUGCUUGCCUUGCCGUGCCCUUGUCUGUCUGUGUGGUGUGUAUCCGUCCAUCCAUGAUUAUGUGCGUGCAGGUUGCAGUCUGAUGUGAAGAUCCUCAAGCGGGACAUGGACGAAGUCAACAAACGACGCAAGCUGGACCAGGUGACUUGACUAGUACUGGAAAGUAUGGAAUGGAACAACUUCGACACACAUCAAAACAUCGGUCCAUCAAAACAUGUAUGUCUGCCUGUCCCCCGUCCGUCUGUCAGGUGUCGUGCGGCAACACUCUUCGCACUCUCGGCCGUGAGUGGGAGGAGCUUGUCGACAGGUUAGCAGUCAUAAGUACGCCGACACAGACAGACCCACCCACAAGAGCGUUCAGGGACGGAUUUGCAACCCCCUGGCCUGUCUGGGCUGCGCAGGAAUGGUGAGAUUCUGCAGGCCGUGGGUGAGCUCGAGGAGGACGUCGCAUGGCGCAAGCGCAAAUGCAGAGACCGGUGCGCACAGCACACGGGACAGCGCAGGACACACGUGUUUGCGUGUGCAAAUCACUGCGGAUGUGUCUGUAUUGUAUUGUGUGUGCAGCGGCAUCUUGCCUGACAAGUAUCUUCAUGACGACGAGCCGAUGGAGGUGGACCCCACGACAGGUGCGCCGCUGGCCAACGGCCCGCGGCCCGCCACUGCCAACACCAACGGCCCCAUCGCAGCGCAGCAGGCCAACAUGGAGUUUGCCGAGGGAGAGGACGAGAGCAUGAUGGACGUCGACCAGGCAGGGUCAUCGUACGCCAACGCCAACGGCAUGAUUGACGCCAAUGGCAAGGAGUGAGGGGUAGUCGACACAGAAUGGGGGGAGGGGAGGGAGGGAGGGAUGGGGUUGGUUGAGAGACAGACAGGCUGAGUAAGUGGGGUGGGGGCGUAGUGUACGGCUUAGCGCGGCGCUGGGCUGUCUGGCUGCUGGUGGGUCGGUGCCUCUCGCUACGCUGCAUAUGUGCACAUCAUGAUGUGUGUGUGCGUGUGUGUGUGAGUUAGGACGUCCCUGUGAGUGCGUGUGAGGUUUAUGAAUGGAUCGACGAAAAGUGGCCGGGGAGCUGGGAAGGUGUGUAAGGUGGCUGAUUGUUUGCUUAGAUGCUCAGUGCCGGCCGUAUGUCAAGUGUGUGGCUGUUUACAAUCACAUGCAGGGACAGACAGACAGGUGAGCCCUGCCUGCCUGCCUGACACAUGAAUGAAUGAUUUCUUGAAUUGAGCAGGAC